UUGAAACCCGAUCCAAAGCAAACCAGAAGACUCUACAACCCGCCAGCCCAAAACCCGACGGGUCGGGUCGGGUUUGCGGGUUACCCGAAUCUUCGGGCCAACCCGCUCAUUCCUAAUGGGGUAGUCAAAGGCGGUUCAACCGCAUCAUUUUUCCGCAAUUCGAAUAAUCCAACAUAUGAUAUGAUGCGGUCGACCAUGGAAUCGUCAGAAUUAACGGCAUUCGUAUCAAACUCUGCCGAGGGUGUCAGUCGUGUGGUGAAGGGGGAUGGAAAAUAUGCAUUCUUAAUGGAAUCAGUUGCGAUCGAAUAUGUUACCGAACGAAGAUGCGACUUGACUCAGGUUGGCCCAGUGUUGGACAGCAAGAGUUAUGGAAUUGCAAUGACCAAAAAUUCUACCUAUCGAUCUCAAGUAAAUGUCGCCAUCUUGAAACUACAAGAAAAUGGAAAAUUGCAGACUUUACAGAAGCGUUGGUGGAAGGAAAAACGUGGCGGUGGUUCGUGCGAUUUUUUUAGUUCGAAUGAUAAUUUUGUAUAUGAACUCGGCUUCGACAAUCUUAUUGGAGAUUUUAUUGUCCUAAUAAUUGGCUUGGGCAUCGCGUGUAUCAUCGGCGCUUGUGAAUGUCUGUUCAAAUCACGAAUGGAGCGAUAUAUCUAAAUACUAAAAAAUUGUAUCCAAAAUAUUUAAUAUUUGCGUCGUUUACAUUCAACCCGAAGUCGAAGCUUUACUCUCC
Bradysia coprophila is the source of this 730-nucleotide messenger RNA. RefSeq lists its product as uncharacterized. NCBI's taxonomy places the organism in Eukaryota, Metazoa, Arthropoda, Insecta, Diptera, Sciaridae. The record is from RefSeq and is a predicted model, not a curated record.